Messenger RNA from Paramisgurnus dabryanus, 4976 nucleotides. RefSeq names its product solute carrier family 30 member 2 (gene slc30a2). Gene Ontology annotation, molecular function: zinc ion transmembrane transporter activity. Gene Ontology annotation, biological process: zinc ion transmembrane transport; response to zinc ion. The record is from RefSeq and is a predicted model, not a curated record. Gene Ontology annotation, cellular component: plasma membrane. Lineage: Eukaryota; Metazoa; Chordata; Actinopteri; Cypriniformes; Cobitidae.
UUACAUGUCUAUCGUUCAAGUGGAGCAUGCUGGGUUAAUGAAUAUUAAUACAUUUCCUUCACUAUAGUAGGAUUUGUGAAUUGGCUCACUGGGCUGCUGAGGAUUCUGCAGCACAUCGGUCUGAUCUCAAGUUUUGUCGGCUCCGCAUACACAGCAACGAAAUUACUGAAUGCACAACCCUUUUCUAUGUCUCUGGACAUGGGUGCUUUCAAUCAUUUCGCGUGUCCUUUGAAGAUGGCUUGGAGAUGUUUUAAUUUAACCGUCUAAUUAAAAACCUAGCUUUUCAUUUUUCUACAUUCACUACGAUUUUUAUUCAUUCGGGUUUUUUCACUGGACACUAAGGUUUCACGGGACCAUGGAUCCUACACCGACUUCAGAGAAAUCUCAUCUCAUCAACGAAAGAAAUGCCAAAAUAUACUCCUUAAAACUUAACAGUGAAUUCUCAGGUUCCAAGGAAAGUUGUCCAAACCUGCCUUUGGUAAACGGUGAUAUGGACGGUGCUAUCGAGCUGAAGAGGCCAGUUGGAACUCAUUGCCAUGGAAAUAAAGCAGCAUACGAGGAGAGUCGCGAGAAGCUCAUAGCGAAGAAGAAACUGUGCAUUGCCUCCAUAGUCUGUCUGGUGUUCAUGAUUGGAGAGGUUAUAGGUGGUUAUCUAGCACACAGUCUGGCCAUUAUGACUGAUGCUGCCCACCUUCUGACUGAUUUGGGCAGUAUGAUGGUCAGUCUGUUCUCCCUGUGGAUCUCCACAAGACCACCAACAAAGAAAAUGAACUUCGGCUGGCACAGAUCAGAGAUUCUGGGAGCAUUGGUAUCCGUUAUGUCAAUCUGGAUUGUGACUGGAGUGUUGGUUUAUCUUGCAAUUGAGAGGAUUGUAAAAAACGACUACGAGAUUGAAGGCAGCGUGAUGCUUCUCACCUCAGGCUGUGCGGUUGUGGUCAACAUCAUAAUGGCGUACAUUCUACAUCAUUCUACAACCUUCCACGGUCACGGUUCAGGCUACCACAAGAUUGAUGAUAAUGGGAUCAGUCCCGUGGGUCAUGGCCACUCCCACAGCCUCUUGGGUAGCCAUGGUAACACUAGUGUCAGAGCAGCGUUUAUUCACGUUUUGGGGGAUUUGUUACAGAGCUUUGGUGUGAUGGUGGCGGCCAUCAUCAUCUACUUCAGGCCAGAAUACAAAGUAGCAGAUCCCAUAUGCACUUUUCUCUUCUCCGUGUUCGUCCUGGGCACCACCCUAACCAUCCUGAGAGACGUCUUCCGUAUUCUCAUGGAAGGUGCACCUAAAGGUGUGGAGUUUAAUUCAGUGAAGGAGGUGCUACUUUCUCUGAAGGCAGUGAAGGCAAUGCAUAGCUUACACUUGUGGGCUCUCACCUUGGGCCAGAGUCUGAUAUCUGUUCACAUAGCUAUUGAGGAAAACGCCGACCCUCAGAGUGUCUUAAAGGAAGCCACUGAACUUCUCCAGACCAAAUUUGGCUUUUACACCACCACCAUUCAAGUUGAGCCUUAUUGUGAGGACAUGAUUCACUGCGCCCAGUGCCAGGACCCUAUGGACUGAGUUCUGCACCGGUGAGAGGAGCCUGUCUGUAUAAAAUGUGCGCACACAUAUGAAGCUUCAUUAAGGGUCCAAAACAGAAAUGGAAACGCUGUGCAAAUGUACCAUCCACAUAUCAUUACGAAUAUGUACGCACUACAUACACAUAAAAGUGAUGUCAGGUGCAAUCUUCAUUGGAAUGCUUUAAAAUGAUGUUUAAGCUUUGCGUAUGCAAAGAUAAACUGAAAUGGCACAAUUAUGAUUGCUGGGAGAUUUUUAUUGCGACUUUUGCCUGGCUGGCAGCAUACAUUACACCGGGAAUAUUGUAAUUGCCUUUCCGUGGACUCAGUAGGGUAGAAGAUGGGUAUCUAUGUGACUUCCUUAAAAACAAUUAGAAUAGGGUUUAUUAUGCCCUGCUCUCUAAUCAAUGCAAAUGCCUGCCAAAUUGUAAGGCUGAAAAGAGUUCAGUGAAGUGUAAUUAUAGAUUCGUUGGGAAUCUCUCACUAAUGUCUUGUUUGAUGGCAUAUUAGCAUUUACAUUAGCGAGCUUGUGAUUAGCUUAAGCGAGCCCUGUUCUCCUUCAGUGGAUCGAAGUGUGUAAGCCAUCUGUAGGUUAAUUUCCAUAUAGAGUACAAAUACCAUUGCGCUUUAAAAACAUUUCUCUGAUAGCCUAUGUCACUUCUCUCCUAACCAAAAGGGGAAUUAAAUACACUUUGUAGCAGAUCUGUCUGUAUUUGGAACGGCAUACUACCUCUUACUGCUACUGCAAUGUAUAGUGUAGUAUACUAAUGCAAAUUUCUGUAUAGAAUACUAGGAUUUUGCCAUAAUGUGGAGUAUGCAGAGUAUUGUAUCCCAAAACGAAAUGCACUUGAGUCGAACUUUCAUUUGUAGUGUGACAAUUUAUGACCAACACAGAUGGUAACACUUUAUAGUAAGGUUGUAUUCAAUCUGAAAACAAACGUUGCUAAAUAGUACUAAAAGUGGUUCACACUGGCUCAUAAUCAUAGGGGAACCAUUUUAAGUGCCAUAUAGCUCCUGUGUAGCACCAUAUUGUGCUAUAUAGAACCAUAUCUGGUGCUAUAUCACCCCCGGAUGGUUCUUCAUAGGUGCUUUACAGGUGCUAUAUAGCACAAAAAUGGUUCUCCUAUGAUUACGAGCUUUUAGUGCUUAUUUAGCGCACAUUUUUAAGUGUUUGUUUAUUUUAGUGUUUGUUAAGGUCCAUGUAAAGUCAUUUUAGGUACUGUUUCUAAAUACAUUAUAAAUGUAUUGCUGAAACAAGUUGCAAAGUCUGUAAACUAUGUAGUACUGAAUUGUGGAGUUACACCAGUUUUUCCACAUUUCUGAGUUCAGGAUUAUUUGGGCGGGACUGAAACGGUGGCUCGAUGACGCACUGGAGCCUCCGAGCAUGGCCCCGCCCCUAGAACAAUCAGGGGUGCGUUUCCCGAACAACGACUUAAGUCGAUGCAUAGUAGGAGAAACUAACUAGCUUAUCACAACUGUUUCCCGAAAGCAAAGUAACUUUGUCACACAUUCAUCGUUUGAACCAUGUUGGUUUAACAACAUAGUUGAUGUUGUCACGUGGGAGGUGGAGUAGUAAUGGCAGAUUACUGCUGUAAAUAACAUAAAUUGCAUCGGAAGACUGAUUUUGUUAUCGUGAUUAGUUAUCUGGUGUUUUAUUUCAAGAUAUUCAAUUUAUGCGCAAAUUCCCUCUUACGUCACUUCUACUAGGGAUUCCCCAGGGUCUUAAAGCUCGUAGGCUACACACAUGCGCAGUUUUCAAAUACAGCGCUUUAAUUCUGUUUACAAACUUAAAAGACGUAAAAUAAAGUUUGUAUAUAUAUUUAGAAUGAUGGAUAUAGAAUACACCACGUGUUUUGCUUAUUUUGUUCAAAAGCAUGAUCAACGUAAGUCUACACAUUUUAAAGGUCACAUUCUUUCUUAAAACCCUAUAGUGUGUCAUGUUGCUAAUAGCAUAAAUAAUACCUGCAAAAUGCUAAAGCUCAAAGUUCACUGUCAGGCGAUAUAUUUUCUUUAACAGAAUUCGCCUUUUAAAGCCUACAACGAACGGCCGAUUUGGACUACAGCUCUCUACUUCCUGUUUUAAUGACGUUAGAAGAAAAGUUUUUGACUAAACUCCGCCCACAGGAAUACGUCAGUCUAAUACGCCAGCUAAGCUAACGGCAAGCUAAGCUGCUAUUGAAUCACAGCACACUAAACAAACUACACAAUCAAAAACUCGUUACGUGUUUCUGAAGGAGGGACUUCAAAGAACAAGGAAGACAUCAGCCUGUUUUGAGGACAGUGAAAACAGCGCUAUACAGAUAAGUAAAUUGUGUGAAAAAUACCGCGUUUUUUUACACGUGAAACAUGAACACAUGUUAUUUUGCGCAUUGUAAACACAAUCAAAGCUUCAAAAACACAGAAAGAACGGGACCUUUAAUAACAAGGAACUAUGCUUCUAAUGACAGGUGAAGAGCUGUCAUUCAAACCACACGUUUGCGAUGCAGCUUGCGAAUGUUCGUUUGAACUAUGGUUUCGGGAAACACCAAACCAUUGAACUUUGUCAGUAACAACGAAAUUAACGACAGUAGUUGGCUAACGAUGCUUUUGGGAAACGCACCCCUGGACUCCAUUCAGGUUGUCGUGGAAUUUAAAAUUUCAAGAGACCGGCAGUUUUCCCGUGAGUUGGCGUGGUUUCUGGGCAGACACAGGACACGCCCCCAGAAUUUAAGAGCAGAUAAUCCUGCCUGUUUUUUCGGAAUUUUACUAGCAUAUUCAUUUUUGCGUUUUUGUAAUCAUUCAAAUUUGGCUGGGUGGUUAAUAUCACAUUUAAUAUCUGACUUUACAGGGACUUUAAUGCAUUAGCUAGCAUAAACUAACAAUGAGCAGUAUACCCUUAUAUAAAAAAAAACACUUACUAUAGUUAAAAAAAAACUUUUGCUACAGAACCACUGACAAAAUCAUGGUGUUACUCAGACUGAUCUCACGGAAAUUCAUUUUAUAGUCAAGCAAAAUUUGAUCAAUUUAUUUGUGUCCAUGGUACGAAAUGUAGCUUUUUUUCCAUGCCUUGAGCACGAAUGUCUCUUUUUCGUGCCAGUCGCCCAAAUUUCUAGAAAUAGUUUUUCAUGUCUGUUGCAUGACUUUCUUUUUCGUUUAAUUUUAUGUAUUGUUUUAUCAUUCAUUUUUUCCUAUUUUCUUACCAUUGUCGCUUGGGGUUGGAGUUAGAAUCACUUUUUUUUAGACAUCCUAACCUGAACCCCAACUCCAGGUGAGAGGAGGAAGAAAAACCAUGUAGAAACCAAUACAUAAAAGUACAUCCUAACCCAAACCCCAAAUCUAACCCCAACCGACAAUGGUUUAAAAAUAGGGGGGAAAAAAAUAGUAAACAAUACAUAAAAUGACAUGGAAAAGAAAGUCGUGCCAUGGACACAAAAACUAUGUAUAGAAAU